CACGGCGGGAUCGGGAGAAGCUUUCCCUCCCAUUGCUCUACUUCUUCACGCGUCCUUUCCGUCCUCUCCCCGGUCCAGAUCCGGAGAGAACCACCGCACGUCUUCCUGACACCGGCCCCUCUCCGCCCCGCCUCCAAGCGCGCGCGGAGGAACUUCCAUGAACGCGCCGGCAAUGUGCGCGCGCAUGUUCGGAGUCGCCGUCACGUCUCUGCGCGUCAACGGCCCGGCCCCACGCGGCUGAACGCGUCCGGGCCGCGUGGGUUUAUAACCGGCAGUGCUGGUGGGUGGAAUCGAGUCGAGCUACUCGAACCCGGCAGCGAUGGAGAGCUACCUGAACGAGAACUUUGGGGGCGUCAAGGCGAAGCACUCGUCGGACGAGGCGCUGGGGCGAUGGCGCAAGGUCGUCGGCGUCGUCAAGAACCCCAAGCGCCGCUUCCGCUUCACCGCCAAUCUCGUCAAGCGGUCCGAGGCCGCCGCCAUGAAGCGAACCAACCAUGAGAAGCUGCGUGUUGCGGUGCUUGUUUCAAAGGCUGCACUUCAGUUCAUCCAAGGCCUUACUCCCCAGAGCGAGUACACCGUCCCUACUGACGUCAAGGCGGCGGGCUUCGGCAUCUGCGCCGAGGAGCUGAGCUCGAUCGUCGAGGGCCAUGACCUUAAGAAGCUGAAAUCACAUGGCGGCGUCGAGGGCCUCGCGUCGAAGCUGUCCACAUCGGAGUCUGACGGCCUUGCCACGUCCGAGGACAAGCUGGCGACCCGGCAGGAGCUGUUCGGCGUCAACAAGUUUGCCGAGGCGGAGUCUCGCGGCUUCUGGGUCUUCGUCUGGGAGGCGCUCCAGGACAUGACGCUCACGAUCCUUGCCGCGUGCGCGUUCGUCUCGCUCAUCGUCGGCGUUGCCACCGAGGGGUGGCCCAAGGGCGCGCACGACGGGCUUGGCAUUGUGGCCAGCAUCCUUCUGGUCGUGUUCGUCACCGCGACGAGCGACUACCGCCAGUCCCUGCAGUUCAAGGACCUUGACAAGGAGAAGAAGAAGAUCACGGUGCAGGUCACCCGGAGCGGGUACAGGCAGAAGCUCUCGAUAUAUGAUCUUCUCGCCGGCGACAUUGUCCAUCUCUCCAUUGGUGAUCAGGUGCCGGCUGACGGGUUGUUCUUGUCGGGCUUCUCCCUGCUGAUUAACGAGUCAAGCUUGACCGGAGAGAGCGAGCCUGUUGCCGUCAAUGCCGAAAACCCAUUCCUCCUUUCGGGGACUAAGGUGCAAGACGGUUCUUGCAAGAUGCUCGUCACGACGGUCGGCAUGAGGACUCAGUGGGGCAAGCUGAUGGCCACUCUCAGCGAAGGUGGUGACGACGAGACGCCAUUGCAGGUCAAGCUGAACGGCGUGGCCACCAUCAUUGGUAAGAUAGGCCUCAUCUUUGCAGUUGUCACGUUCGCGGUGCUCACCGAAAGCCUGUUCCGGCGCAAGAUCAUGGACGGCACGUACCUGAGCUGGACUGGAGAUGACGCAUUGGCACUGCUCGAGUUCUUCGCCAUUGCCGUGACCAUUGUCGUUGUGGCGGUCCCUGAAGGAUUGCCGCUCGCCGUGACACUGAGCCUUGCGUUUGCCAUGAAGAAAAUGAUGAACGACAAGGCGCUCGUCCGGCACCUUGCGGCUUGCGAGACCAUGGGAUCUGCUACCUCCAUCUGCAGCGACAAGACCGGCACGCUUACGACGAACCACAUGACCGUCGUCAAGGCUUGCAUCUGCGGCAUGAUCAAGGAAGUGGAUGGUGCUUCAGAUACCAAGAGCCUGUUCUCCGAGCUGCCGGCCUCUGUCAUGACGAUGCUCUCGCAGUCCAUAUUUAACAACACGGGCGGCGAUGUUGUCUUGAACCAGGAUGGCAAGCGUGAAAUACUAGGCACACCAACUGAGACAGCCAUUCUAGAGUUCGGCCUAUCACUAGGUGGGGACUUUUCGGCGGUGCGCAAAGUGAGCACCCUUGUCAAGGUGGAGCCGUUCAACUCGGCGAAGAAGCGGAUGGGUGUGGUCAUCCAGCUCCCAGGUGGUGCACUGCGAGCACACUGCAAAGGUGCAUCAGAGAUCAUACUGGCAUCUUGCGACAAGUACCUGAAUGAGGAAGGCAAUGUCGUCCCUCUAGAUGAUGCGACCAUUGAUCAUUUGAAGGCCACCAUCGAUAGCUUUGCGAACGAGGCACUUCGCACGCUAUGUCUUGCCUACAUGGAUGUUCAGGAUGGGUUCUCAGCCAAUGAUCAGAUUCCGGUGGAUGGGUACACCUGCAUUGGCAUUGUGGGGAUCAAAGACCCCGUCCGGCCUGGCGUGAAGGAAUCAGUUGCCAUCUGCAGGUCGGCAGGUAUUACCGUCAGGAUGGUCACAGGUGACAACAUCAACACUGCAAAGGCAAUCGCCCGGGAAUGCGGUAUUUUAACUGAAGGUGGCAUUGCCAUCGAAGGCCCGGAGUUCAGAACCAAGAGUGCAGCAGAACUUAGUGAAUUGAUACCAAACAUACAGGUAAUGGCGAGAUCUUCUCCGCUGGAUAAGCACACCCUUGUGAAGCAUCUGCGGACUACACUUGGUGAAGUGGUUGCUGUGACUGGCGACGGGACAAAUGAUGCACCUGCGCUUCAUGAGGCUGAUAUUGGGCUUGCAAUGGGUAUUGCUGGAACUGAGGUGGCAAAAGAAAGUGCCGAUGUUAUUAUUCUUGAUGAUAACUUCUCCACUAUUGUCACCGUUGCAAAAUGGGGUCGGUCAGUGUACAUCAACAUUCAGAAGUUUGUGCAGUUUCAGCUGACAGUCAAUGUUGUUGCUCUCGUUGUAAACUUCUCCUCAGCUUGCUUGACAGGGAGUGCCCCUCUUACUGCUGUGCAAUUGCUCUGGGUCAACAUGAUCAUGGAUACACUAGGAGCAUUGGCAUUGGCCACAGAACCUCCAAACAGUGAACUGAUGAAGAGAGCUCCUGUUGGAAGGAAAGGAAAUUUUAUCAGUAACAUUAUGUGGAGGAACAUCCUGGGACAGGCCAUCUAUCAGUUCAUUGUAAUUUGGUAUCUACAGACCGAAGGGAAGUGGCUAUUUGGAAUAGAGGGUGACAAUUCGGAUCUAGUCUUGAACACACUCAUCUUCAAUUGCUUUGUGUUCUGCCAGGUGUUCAAUGAGGUGAGCUCGAGAGAGAUGGAGAGGAUAAAUGUAUUCCAAGGCAUUCUAAACAACAAUGUGUUCAUCACCGUCCUCAGUAGCACCGUCAUCUUCCAGUUCAUCAUAAUACAAUUUCUGGGAGAUUUUGCAAACACUACACCUCUCACAUUCAAACAGUGGAUCACCUGCAUUUUCAUCGGUUUCAUAGGCAUGCCUAUCGCUGCAAUGGUGAAGCUGAUCCCCGUUGGUUCUAGGUAGGAAACUACAACUAAUUUCAGUCAGAAACUGAAGCUGGACAGGGCUACAGUCUGAUCAUGCCAGUGCAGAUUUGUGCUUUGCCAUUCACAUAUAGAAUAGUUAUCUUUCUACCAUAAUGCUUCUGUUUAGGUGAAUCUUUGCUCUUUUUAUCUUGCUUUUGAUUUUAGAGUGUGAGCCAAGGUUGUGGGCUUGAUUCUUAGAAAUGCUUCUGUUUAGGUGAAUCUUUUUAUCUCUACCUGUUCUUUCUAGUUUUCCUGAUGUUUUUAUCUUGGAACGUUGGAAGUUGGAAUUGCAUAUGCCUCCGAUAAGUUUGCACGAACCUGAAGUAUAGCAGACAUCUGUUUGAUGCUACAGCUAUGACAGGUGUUUAGAUUGACUUGUGUAAGGUUCUUUGUACCAUCCUGAUGUUUUUUUUGUGGACACUCUGGAGGUGUAGCAGAAGUUGCUUGCAAUGAAAUUACUGAAUUUUAUUUAUUGGCAAACUACAAUGAAUCUCAUUCUUCUCCCA
Messenger RNA from Phragmites australis (common reed), 3890 nucleotides. Its product is annotated as calcium-transporting ATPase 10, plasma membrane-type-like. The record is from RefSeq and is a predicted model, not a curated record. The transcript is spliced from 7 exons. NCBI's taxonomy places the organism in Eukaryota, Viridiplantae, Streptophyta, Magnoliopsida, Poales, Poaceae. Gene Ontology annotation, molecular function: calmodulin binding; ATP hydrolysis activity; ATP binding. Gene Ontology annotation, cellular component: intracellular membrane-bounded organelle; membrane. The coding region runs from base 320 to 3382 and encodes 1020 amino acids. Gene Ontology annotation, biological process: calcium ion transmembrane transport.